Molecule: messenger RNA, 1592 nt
Organism: Phyllotreta striolata
Lineage: Eukaryota; Metazoa; Arthropoda; Insecta; Coleoptera; Chrysomelidae
Source: the annotation of a GenBank genome assembly
AUAGCAUUUAUGCAAGUUAGUUCUAUCCAGUAACAAUGCCUUUACGCGACGCCAGUUCGAACCAGCUACUGGAUUACUCCAGGAAACAAGGCGACCAGAGAGAGUCCAUCACAACGUCCGGAGGAAACCCCGUACCGGAGAAAGACGCCAGCCUCACAGUGGGCUACCACGGCCCCAUUUUGCUCCAAGACUGGGUCCUCAUCGACGAGCUGGCCCAUUUCAGUAGAGAAAGAAUACCAGAACGCGUGGUACACGCCAAAGGAGCAGGAGCUUUUGGUUACUUCGAGGUCACCCACGAUAUCACCAAGUACACAGCUGCAAAAGUCUUCUCCGAGAUCGGCAAGAAGACUCCCAUUGUGGUCAGAUUUUCGCAGGUGGCUGGGGAAAUGGGCUCGGCUGACACGCUUCGGGAUUUCCGCGGGUUCGCUUUGAAGUUCUACACGGAGGACGGUAUUUGGGAUUUGGUGGGCAACAAUUUCCCGGUGUUCUUCAUCAGAGACUGCGCUUUGUUUCCCAAUUUCAUCCACGUGUUGAAGAGGAACCCCAGCACUCACAUCCGACCGGACUACGACAUGUUCUGGGACUUCAUUUCGUUGAGAGAGGAAUCCAUGCAUGCUGUUUUGAUGAUGUUCGCUGAUAGAGGAAUACCGGCUAGUUACAGGCAAAUGCACGGAUAUGGCGUCAACACUUUCGCCUUCGUUAACAACCAAGGAAAAUUCUUCUACUGCAAAUUCCACUACCUCACCGACCAAGGAAUCGCUAAUUUAACGUCGGAUUUGGGCAACAAAAUCAACGGAACCGAUCCGGAUUACCUCAUCAGGGACUUGUACAACGCGAUAGAAACCGGUAACUACCCUUCGUGGACUAUGUAUGUUCAAAUCAUGACCCCCGAGCAGGUCUCGAAGCUCUCCUACGAUCCCUUCGAUGAUUCAAAAGUCUGGCUUCACGCCGAGUUCCCUCUCAUACCAAUCGGCCGGUUCGUUUUGAACAAAAACCCCAAGAGCUACUUCGCAGAAGUCGAACAACUCGCCUUCGACGUCGCCCAUCUCAUACCAGGCAUCGAACCGUCUCCGGAUAGGAUGCUGCAAGGUCGAUUGUUCAAUUACGGGGAUACCCACAGGUACCGGUUGGGCAUCAACAACACCCAAUUGCCGGUGAACAGCCCGUUUAGAGUCAACAAUUACCAAAGAGAUGGGCAGGGGGCGUUGCAGAGCCAGAAUGGAGCGCCUGUUUACCAUCCGAACAGCUUCAAAGGUCCGGAGGAAGAGUCUAGAGCUAAGGCUCUAUCGCCAAUUUGGCCUCUUGUGGGGGAUGCCCAGAGGAUAGAUAGCGGACAUGAUGAUAACUACACACAAGCCAGAUUGUUGUACAAGAGGGUGCUGAAACCGGCCGAACGCGGUAGAUUGGUGGAUAAUAUAGUGAGCUGGUUGAAGAAUGCUAAUGGUGUGAUUCAAGAGAGGCAAAUCGCGAAUUUCGCUAAAGUCGAUGAGGAUUUCGCCAAGAGAAUCAAGGAGGAGAUAAAUGCUGGUAGUCACCCUCAAGUAAAUCUGUAGGGAAAUGAUAUUUGCACGAGAAGCUUGGUUAUUUGGAAU